Messenger RNA from Melitaea cinxia (Glanville fritillary), 1090 nucleotides. RefSeq lists its product as uncharacterized. The record is from RefSeq and is a predicted model, not a curated record. The coding region runs from base 110 to 919 and encodes 269 amino acids. The transcript has 5 exons. NCBI's taxonomy places the organism in Eukaryota, Metazoa, Arthropoda, Insecta, Lepidoptera, Nymphalidae.
AGAACGUCAAUGUCACCGAAGUUCUUUAAAAAGAAUCCAAUCCAAGUCGAAAAAUAUUGAUGAGCUAAUAUUGUAAACUAUGAGUUUGUUUUCCUAUUAGUUAACGAAAAUGGCUCAGGAAGAAGGCGGAGUAUUUUACAAUUUAGAGAAUCUUUUAAGACAAGAUUAUCGAGGAGUGAAUAUCGCUGUAUAUGCUCUCGCGACAGCUGGUUUGGCGGUAUCUAUACAUAAAAUUCGUCCGGUAAGUAAAUUCUCGAAAGCGAGUAAAGUUCCUGAUCACUUCAUAAAAAAGCAUGAACCUUUGAAAGGGGAGUAUGUUGGCGUUCAACAUUCCCCUGUCAGGCUUCUAGUUAAUCACAAAGCACCUGUAUAUCUUCCACUAUGGCAUUCCAGUAAACCUCCACUCCCAGUAAAGUUAUGGGGAGUGGAUAUAGUGAGUGGCAAUGCAGUUAACUGGUUGGACUGUGUUGCUAAAGGGCGGCAAGUAACCUUAAAACCAAUUUCCAGAGAGAAGGAAGAGCUUGUGUCUACUGUUUUAUUGCAUUUACCACAACCUAAGACUAAAAAAGUUGAAACAUUGGAUAUUGGUCAAAAAUUAGUAGAGCUUGGUUUUGCAACGGCCUCUGUGCCACCAGGUAUCAAGAAAAAAUCUAUUGAAUCACAACUGGCACCUGUAUUAUUAUCAGCAGAGGCACGUGCAAAGUCAUUCCGAAAUGGAAUUUGGUCAGAAAAGCUUCCACCAAUUCCUAUUUAUGUCACAUACUGGAGGAAGGGAAGUCAACUAACAGCUGAUCUUACUAUAUUAGCGUCGAAAAAGUUCCUACAACUAUUAACUUUUCUAUCUAAAAGUGCCUUAGUUGGAGUAAAAAAAAUAUUUCUUUUUCCGUUCAAAUCUCCAAAACCAGUACAGGCGACAUGAACUUUUACAGACAUAGAGAUACUUAUUUACUUAUAUUCUAGGAUAGCAUCAAAUUCAUUAAAAAGUUUUUGGUAGUUUUCUUAAUGCGCUUGUUGAAAAAAGUGUUCUUUUAUAUAAAUUAUCUGUUGGAAAAUAAAAAUGUUUAAAAAAUUGUGUUUUUAUUGAAUUAAA